AUGGCUCAACAAGUCACCCAGAAGAAGCAGCAAGAGCUUCAACAGCAAUAUGAAAACUACAAGACAGGCCUACAACAGGUAGCCUCCAAGAUUGGUGACGUAGAGACGGAAGCAGAAGAGCACAGACUUGUUCUGGAAACUCUCGAACCCCUUCCGGCGGACCGCAAGUGCUUUCGGAUGAUUAAUGGUGUGCUGGUGGAGCGGACGGUGAAAGAUGUCGUGCCGGCGCUGAAAACAAAUUCCGAGGGCUUGAAGAAGGUGCUGGAAGAGCUUAUGAAGCAGUAUCGGAGUAAGCAGGCCGAGAUGGAGACUUGGAAGAAGAAGAAUAAUAUUCAGGUUGUUGCCAACUGA
Molecule: messenger RNA, 351 nt
Organism: Venustampulla echinocandica
Lineage: Eukaryota; Fungi; Ascomycota; Leotiomycetes; Helotiales; Pleuroascaceae
Exons: 4
Coding region: 1-351 (116 amino acids)
Biological process (GO): protein folding
Cellular component (GO): cytoplasm; prefoldin complex
Molecular function (GO): protein folding chaperone
Source: RefSeq, a predicted model, not a curated record